AUGCGUUUCUCCAGUAUCGUCGCCAGCCUGGCGCUUGCCGGCUCUGCCGUUGCUAGCCCUACCUACGGCCAUGGCAAGGACAACGACAGUCUUUACAAGUCUAUGAAGAAGGCAGGACGAAGCUUCAUCGGUACCGCCCUAACUCUCCGCAACGAGACUCGUGAGGGCGAAAUCAUCAAGGCCGACUUCAACUCCUUCACUCCCGAGAACUCGAUGAAGUGGGAAUCUGUUGAACCGUCCCGCAACAACUUCACUUUCGAGGACGCCGAUCGAUAUGCGGCAUACGCCAAGAAAAACAACCUUCAAAUCCAUUGCCACACUCUGGUAUGGCACUCUCAGCUACCUCCCUGGGUAUCUGAGGGAGGAUUCGACAACAAGACCCUCAUCGGCAUCAUGGAGAACCACAUCAAGACCGUUAUGACCCGCUACAAGAGCGUCUGCACACGCUGGGAUGUAGUUAACGAGGCUCUGAACGAGAAUGGUACCUACCGCUCUAGUGUCUGGUAUGACACCAUCGGCGAGGCCUUCCUUCCCAUUGCUUUCCGCUUCGCCAACAAGUACCGCGGCAAGGCUGAGCUUUUCUACAACGACUACAACCUCGAGUACAACGCGGAGAAAACUCAGGGUGCCCAACGCAUCGUCAAGCUCAUCAAGUCUUACGGCGUCCGCAUCGACGGUGUUGGCUACCAGGCUCAUCUUGCCAGCGAGGCCACUCCCACUGCUCCCGGAGCCGCUCCCGACCAAGCGACUCUCGAGGCUGCUCUUCGCGCGACUGCUGAUCUUGGCGUCGACGUUGUCUACACCGAGAUCGAUCUCCGCAUGAACACUCCUGCUACUGCCGAGAAGCUCAAGGUCCAGGCUGAUGCUUACGAGCGCGUUGCCAAGUCUUGCUUGGCUGUGAAGCGAUGCAUUGGUAUGACUGUCUGGGGUAUCUCCGACAAGUACUCUUGGAUUCCUGGUGUCUUCCCGGGCGAGGGUGCUGCCCUUCUCUGGGAUGACAACUACGAGAAGAAGCCUGCGUACAAGGGUUUCCUCAAGGGUAUCCAGAGCAAGAAGCAUUAG
Molecule: messenger RNA, 1062 nt
Organism: Alternaria burnsii
Lineage: Eukaryota; Fungi; Ascomycota; Dothideomycetes; Pleosporales; Pleosporaceae
Product: glycoside hydrolase family 10 protein
Exons: 2
Coding region: 1-1062 (353 amino acids)
Biological process (GO): carbohydrate metabolic process
Molecular function (GO): hydrolase activity, hydrolyzing O-glycosyl compounds
Source: RefSeq, a predicted model, not a curated record